Molecule: messenger RNA, 3264 nt
Organism: Diorhabda sublineata
Lineage: Eukaryota; Metazoa; Arthropoda; Insecta; Coleoptera; Chrysomelidae
Product: sodium/nucleoside cotransporter 2-like
Exons: 13
Coding region: 1420-3138 (572 amino acids)
Biological process (GO): nucleoside transmembrane transport
Cellular component (GO): membrane
Molecular function (GO): nucleoside:sodium symporter activity
Source: RefSeq, a predicted model, not a curated record
GCUUCUCGUAGGAGAUAUUUGUAAUUGAAUAAAUUAUAUUUCAAAAGAGAUAAAUUAUUUCCAAUGAAAUACACAGAGAGGAUUUCAAAGGGCGUACCUGUUCCGAAAAGGCGAAGACGCUUUUAAUAGCUGUGAUGGCGAUCGUUGGCUUGGGAUAGUCGUGGGAUUAAGUUCAACGACUAUCUUCAAAAAGGUAAAUAAUAACAGUAGAGUAUUACGCAUCAUUUCUUGAUAAGGUAAAUGGCAUUUGAAGAAGAAAGAAUUGCUCUUAUUUCCGGAUAACGACCUUUUCAUACUUAGGUAAUAUCCAUAGUUAAAAUCCACAAAUUGAUUAAUCACCCUAUACGUAUUUACUUUUCUUUUGUUUCAUAACCUCAAAGUUUCAUUUGCACGAAAGCGCAAGUUCAAGAACAUUACUGGGCUAAGCGUAUAUACUAAACUUUUCUGACAACCCUUGUAAUAAGCGAGAGUGACAUUGCAUAGCAGCUGUCAGUUGAACGUCCAUGUUGCCAAGUGCGCGGACAUCGAGAAACUAGAAUCUUCACGAGUUUGCAAACACGCGUUUAUAAUUUAUAAAAUUUCACUUAAUUUCACUCGAACCUACUAUCACUUUUUGUCUAUAAAUUGUCACUGCAUUCAAUAAGGAUGAGUUCAGUAUAAACGUAGACUGUGAAUUUGACCCUUAAUCUAAAAGCACAUUCGGACUAUUUAUGACUAUUGGACCGAACCUAAUACUAUUUUUAUUACUGGUUUCUUGUAAACAUGCUUGUGGAAUAAAAAGUAAAACCCAGGAUUGCUUAAUAAAGUUUAUUUGAUAAGAAGUAACAAAAAUAUGAGAAUAUAAAUGUCUUUAUUGAAAAAUAAAGUAUUUCUAUUAAUUUUAACAACAUUUAACAACUUCUUGUUAAGAAGUAGAUAGGCGGAGACCUUCCAUCACGUGACUAAUAUGUCAGCAGCACUCAAAUCAAAAUUUCUUCAACUCGUUAGAAAAAAUUGUUAUGAGUAAUAUUACAAACGCUAAUUUUUGAAUUACCCUGUACAUAAAUUACCUUCAACACUGAAAAUUCUUUAUCUAUAACUAAUAACUAAAUAAAAAUGUAUUACUUUGUGAUGUGUAUUUCCAUUUUGUGGGAUUAUUUAGUUUGAUUCAAUUUUUCAUCACGUCGUGUCGUGUAAAAACCCAAAUACUAUGUUGAAAUUCUGUUAUACGAACGGCCAUUGACCCUUAAAACAAGUUUUCCAGUUUAUGUAGAUUUAGUUUGAAGUAUGUUAGUCGGAUGUUUUAGUAGGUAUUAAGAGAAAUAACUUGAAAUAUGUGUAAACCAAUGGAUUAAAUCUUCAUACAAUUAAGGUAUCAACUUGAGAUUUAAUUUUCUUUAACGAACGUCAACCAUGAAGUGAAAUCUAUUUCAAUUGAUAAUGAAUAAUUCUACAGAAAUAAUUUUAACAGAACUUCCAAAUGAUUCCUCUACCACGGAAAAUAAAAAUGACGCUCGUUAUCUUUCAGAUAAUAAAAGACAAUUUUUAAUAUCUGUCUCUACAUUAUCAAUAGUUUCUGGAUAUUUUGCUUGGGCUACUUAUUAUUACUUAAAUUAUUCAGAUUUCGGUUGGAACGAAUUCAUCUCAACAACAUGCACUGGUUAUGGUUUACUCGUAAUACUGUAUUGCUUUUUUAUUUAUGGUUACCUGAACGUUUAUUUCGUGAGACCAUUGGUCUAUCCAAUUUUCAAAAACUCCAUAAAUCUGUUCAAAUAUAAAUUGAAUAACGCCGUUAAUAAAAGUACUGGAUUGCAAAUAAUAAGAAGGUUUUCCGAUAAGAUAUUUUACUUAUCUACAUUUUCGGCAAUCGCUAUAUAUUUAGCAAUCGAUACUAAAGACAACAGAAAUAGAUUGAUUUCAAUAUCCGGACUAAUUAUUUUCUUAUUUAUUGGAUAUAUAUUUUCCAAUAACAGAUCUAAGAUAAACUGGAAAACUGUUAUCUGGGGAAUAAUACUACAAUUUACAUUCGGUUUGAUAACUAUAAGGUGGGAAUUAGGAAGAAAUAUUUUGGAAUGCAUAGGAGAUAAAGUCAAUACUCUUCUUAAUUAUGCUUUCUCUGCAUCUGAAUUUCCUUUUGGCGUGGAGCUUGUUAGGAAUCAACAAGUUUUUGCAUUUAGAGCACUUUCGACUAUAUAUUUUAUUAGUUUUUUGGUAAAUAUUUUGUAUUAUUAUGGUAUAAUGCAAAAAGUCGUAUUGUCUUUAGGAAACUUACUACAAUUUUUAAUGGAUACGUCGAUUUGCGAAAGUGUAAAUAGUGCUGCUAAUAUAUUUUUAGGCAUGACAGAAGCUCCUCUUCUUCUUUCUCCUUAUUUAAAAAAUCUAACAGACUCCGAAAUCCAUUCUAUUAUGUUAUCAGGCUUUGCUACAGUCGCCGGAUCGGUAAUGGCAGCUUAUAUCAAUUACGGCGCUAGACCUCAAGAUUUGAUAACUGCCAGUAUAAUGUCAGCACCGGCUGCUUUAUGUUAUAGUAAAUUAAUGUAUCCGGAAACGGAAGAGGUUAAAAUGCGCAAAGAAAAUAUAAGAGAAACAAAAAUGGAAUAUACUUCAGUAUUAGAGGCUGCCUCUAAAGGGGUUUCGAAUGCGGUAAAUCUAGUACACGGUAUAAUAGCUGGACUUAUUGCAUUUUUGGCUGCUGUCUACUUCAUUAAUGGUGUAUUGGGGUGGUUAGGCGAAUUAGUAGGUUUCACCGAGUCUGUGUUAUCAUUGGAAUUAAUAUCUGGGAAAAUAUUUAUCCCAGUGAGUUAUAUAAUGGGUGUACCGUGGUCGGAGUGCGAAUACGUGGGUACAUUGAUAGGUAUUAAAACCAUGGUGAAUGAAUUCGUUGCUUUCGAACGUAUGCAUACGAUGAUAAACGCGGGGAUGUUAUCGAACAGGACGAAAGUCGUAGCAACUUACGCCAUCUGCGGGUUUUCUAAUCCCGCUUCGAUAGGUAUAAUGACAUCUGCUUUUAGUACUUUGAUUCCUAAUAAAUCUGACGUGAUCACAAGGGUGGUAUUUAGGGCUUGGUUCGGCGGAGCUCUAGUUUGUUUUAUGACCGCUUGUAUAGCUGGAGCAGUUAUGCCCGAAGAAGCGAUACUAGAAUCAAUACAAAGUCACUGAUUUAAUUGAUAUAUUAAAAAAUGUGGCUGUGGAAUGGAUAUUAAGGGUGAAAAAUGACGUUUUUAUAAUCCGUAUUUAUUAUUUAUUUUAUAAAAUUUUAUAAAUACAAUAAAUAGUACUUAUUAC